Messenger RNA from Cucurbitaria berberidis CBS 394.84, 1379 nucleotides. RefSeq lists its product as uncharacterized. The transcript has 2 exons. The record is from RefSeq and is a predicted model, not a curated record. The coding region runs from base 256 to 1251 and encodes 331 amino acids. Lineage: Eukaryota; Fungi; Ascomycota; Dothideomycetes; Pleosporales; Cucurbitariaceae.
GGAAAAGCUUAGUCAACACCUCGACCAUCUUCUAUGUAAUUUGGAGGGAUAUGUAAUUGUAGGAAUGAGGACGCGAAAACCGCGUUCGUUGUUACAUGGACGCGCUGCUACCUCCCUUACCUACAACUACACCAAAGGGAUAACCCACUAUCACGAAAUGAAAGCACAAAUUCCAUUACGACGAGAAAGACACACAGCAUCACACACACAUACUCUCUCUCUCUCUCUCUCUCUUUUGUGUCCUCGAGAUCGCUGAUGCUACACUACCGCAUCUCCUCCACGACUCCCAUCACCAUCCACCAACUGGUCGUUUCAGCCAUGUCCUCUUCCUCUUCCUCCGCCUCUCCACCUUUCCCUUCUUCUUCCUUCUCAUCAUCUUCCUCUCUAUAUUCCACCCGCGAAAAAUACACGCCCCCGACCUCACCACAUUACCGUAUAAAUCCCCCUCUUCCCUUCACACGCCCUCUCCAUCGUACAAUCAGCACACACAACACACCUCCAUCCCGCCACUCACGCUCUCGCUGUCGGACACUAGGACGCGCUGUGCUACUAUUCGUUGCGCUAGCGGUGCUUGGCACGGCGGUGAAUGAGUGGGUUUGUGGGACGGAGGGAUCUGUGUUGAGAUCUGGGUUUGUAGACUUGGAAAGUAGUAGUAGUGUUGAUGAUGAAGAGGGUUGGGCGUGGGGGUCUAGGCAUAUGAGUGCAGGAGGAGAAGGAAGCGGCUUUGUGGGUGGGGGCGCAGUGAUCGGGAGGUUAAGUGAGGAAGAAGAAGAGGAAGGGCAGCUUGUAGAGGAGGAUUUCGGCGAUGCCGAUACGGAUACCCAGGAUCUCCCUGUAUACGGCAAGGACGUGGACGAUAACAGCUAUGCCUGGGCAGAAGAUUCAGUUCGUGAGGACACCAGGGAAGCAGAUUCCGAUUCUGAUUUAUAUCCACAAGGCGGCGACGCACAUGUCAACGCGGAAGUAAAUAUGCAGCUCAUCGAAGACGCACAGGAUGAACUGAAGCCUACAUCUGAGUACCAAGUUCUACCCGAAGGAACGCACAACGUAGCACCAGCACCAGUAUCGGACCGGUAUUGGCCGGAUACUUUAGUGCCUGUUCAUGAGGAAGAAGAGCCAGUGCAUACGCAUGUGCAGACUGGUGGGAGUGGGCUGAUGCAAGUUGUUAAUGAGGACAUGCACAACGGUGCUGGUAUGAGUGGGAACAGUGGACAUGAUGAGGGGGUGUUGGGAACGAUGGGCGGAUGGUAGCGAGGCAUAGUUCUUGUGGUGGGGAAUUGGUCGAUGUUUGCUCUGAAUGAGUAUGAUAUUGUUUUAUUAAUGAGGUCCUGCAUGUGGCGCGGCCUCUAGUCUAGCUAUAUACAAUUGAUAGAUUCAAG